Molecule: messenger RNA, 1686 nt
Organism: Striga asiatica
Lineage: Eukaryota; Viridiplantae; Streptophyta; Magnoliopsida; Lamiales; Orobanchaceae
Source: the annotation of a GenBank genome assembly
AACCACACACACAAAAAUAAACAAACUCUCCCAACCCUAAAAUCCUAUACCCAACAACAAAUUAACUAAAGAGCAUAUAUCUCAUAAAAAUGUCUAUAAUUAUAUUCCACACAACCUUCAUCUACAUUCUCCUCUUUCUCACCACACUUAUUUACUACGUAAUAUCGAGAAACUCUAACCGAAAACACAAACGGGCCAUGAAACUCCCACCGGGCUCCAUGGGUUGGCCUUACCUCGGCGAAACUCUUCAACUAUACCGUAACGACCCACACAUCUUCUUUUCCGAAAAACUACAAAGAUAUGGGGAGAUAUUCAAGACACGCAUUCUCGGGUGCCCGUGCGUGAUGCUGGCGGGCCCCGAGGCAGCCAAAUUCGUGCUUGUGAAUAAUGCGGGCCUGUUCAGGCCCACAUACCCAAAGAGCAAGGAGAGGAUGAUAGGCCCAUGGGCCCUAUUUUUCCAUCAAGGGGACUACCAUAGCUUCGUGAGGAAGCUCGUGCAAGGUCCGUUAUCGCCCGAGGCCAUCAAGAGGCUUAUUCCAGAGAUAGAAGCCAUAGCUGAUUCUGUUAUGGAGUCUUUGACACGUGGCAAAGUUGUUAACACUUUUCAAGGAAUGAAAAGGUUCUCAUUUGAAGUUGGGAUUUUGGCAAUAUGUGGGCACUUGGAGAAAGAACAAAAGGAAAAGCUAAAAGAAAAUUACUCCAUAGUGGACAAGGGCUAUAACUCUUUCCCCACAAGCCUUCCUGGGACAGCAUAUCACAAAGCAAUAAUGGCGCGGAGAAGGCUUAGCGAGAUUAUUCGGGAGAUUAUUUGCGAGAGGAAAGAGAAGAAAUUUUUGGGAAAUGAUCUAUUGAGCCAUCUUCUAAUUUGCGAAAACGACAAAAAACGAGCUCUAACGGACGAUCAAAUUGCCGAUAACAUCAUAGGAGUACUAUUUGCAGCUCAAGACACAACAGCUAGUGCAUUAACAUGGAUCCUCAAAUAUCUCCAUGAUAAUCCAAAGGUUUUAGAAGAUGUUAAGGCUGAGCAGAGAGAAAUCUAUCUUGCAAAUGAGAAAGGAGAUAGGACCCUAACAUGGACACAAACUAGAAAUAUGCCAAUCACAAACAAGGUAAUAUUAGAAAGUUUGAGGUUGGCAAGCAUCGUGUCCUUCACUUUCAGAGAAGCUGUGGUUGAUGUGGAAUAUAACGGUUAUCUUAUCCCAAAGGGUUGGAAGGUUAUGCCAUUGUUCAGAAAUAUUCAUCACAACCCAGAAUUUUUUAGUGAGCCUAAAAAAUUUGACCCAUACAGAUUUAAGGUUGCUCCAAAGCCCAAUACUUACAUGCCAUUUGGCACUGGGUCCCACUCCUGCCCAGGAAAUGAACUUGCCAGACUUGAGAUGCUCAUUUUCAUCUAUCAUCUAGUUAACAAAUUGAGGUGGGAAGUUGUGGGCUCAAAAGGUACUAUAGAGUACAGCCCGUUUCCAGUUCCUCACAAAGGGCUCCCGGCCCGAUUCUGGAUAGAGCCCGAUAACCCAUAGUCUCUGUUACCAGCAAAAGAUAUUUAAAUAAGGAGCGUGAUCGGCUUUUGCCCCCCAAAACCCUUUUUUUUAUUUAUUUAGCAAAGGGUAACAUCUAUACUAAUAACAAUGUUAUGGGGGCAAUUUGUAAUUCUCGGAAGUAUGUAAAUUGUAGUAGUGAGUUGGGAUA